CUUCUCCAAGGCGAUCAAUCGGAUCUCAGGCGGACUACAAGCACUCUCUUACGUAGCCAUCCACAAGGAGAGAGCUAGCACAACAACACGGCUGAACAGCUCAACCAAUUUACCUGGUUCUUGAACCAUGUCUUUGAGCCCAAAGCACACAACGCCUUUCUCAGUGACAGAUAUUCUGAGCCCUAUCGAGGAGACCUACAAGAAGUUUGCUGGCAUGGAUAGCACAGGGAACCUUACUUCUCCUUUGGGACCCUACCGACAGACCCAGGUUUCACAGCCUGGCAUGCAACAGCACACCAUGGGCCACACUGCCACCGUGGCUGCUACCUACCACAUGCCACACAGUGUGUCCCAGUUUUCUCAUAGUGCCAUGGGAGGAUACUGCAAUGGGAGCAUUGGCAACAUGGGGGACCUCCCUUCGUACCAAGAGACCAUGAGAAAUAGCGCCGCUGCCAGUGGAUGGUAUGGAGGAAACCCCGACCCCAGAUAUUCAUCAAUUUCUAGAUUCAUGGGACCUUCUACCGGUAUGAAUAUGGCCGGAAUGGGAAGCUUAAGCGGAAUGAGUGACGCGACAAAGGCAAUGGCACCUUUACACGCAGCCCCAAGGAGAAAAAGAAGGGUGCUGUUCUCUCAGGCACAGGUCUACGAGCUUGAAAGGCGAUUUAAGCAACAGAAGUACCUCUCAGCUCCCGAGAGAGAGCACCUGGCCGGCAUGAUUCACCUCACCCCGACCCAGGUCAAAAUCUGGUUUCAGAACCACAGAUAUAAGAUGAAACGACAGGCCAAGGACAAAGCUACCCAACAACUACAGCAAGAGAGCAGCUCGUGCCAGCAGCAGCAGCAGUCUCCAAGGCGAGUGGCGGUACCUGUGCUGGUGAAGGAUGGGAAGCCCUGUCAGAAUGGCUCCAGCACUCCAACACCCAGUCAACAGCAGCAGCAGCAAAACAUGUCUAAUGGGGUUCUAGUCACCUCCAGCAAUGCCAUCACUCAGCACCCAAACCAACAGGUAAACCCCUUAUCCCAGGCCCAAGACCUAGGGGAAAUGUCACCGAGCCCUCCAUCUCUACAUAACCAAAUGGCCAAUAUGGCUCAGAUAGACACAUCUGUAGAUUACACCAAUAACAUGGUCAGCCCCAACAUGCUUUAUGGCAGAACAUGGUAG
Molecule: messenger RNA, 1162 nt
Organism: Polyodon spathula (Mississippi paddlefish)
Lineage: Eukaryota; Metazoa; Chordata; Actinopteri; Acipenseriformes; Polyodontidae
Product: homeobox protein Nkx-2.4-like
Exons: 2
Coding region: 128-1162 (344 amino acids)
Biological process (GO): cell differentiation; regulation of transcription by RNA polymerase II
Cellular component (GO): nucleus
Molecular function (GO): RNA polymerase II cis-regulatory region sequence-specific DNA binding; DNA-binding transcription factor activity, RNA polymerase II-specific
Source: RefSeq, a predicted model, not a curated record